Molecule: messenger RNA, 1006 nt
Organism: Dichomitus squalens LYAD-421 SS1
Lineage: Eukaryota; Fungi; Basidiomycota; Agaricomycetes; Polyporales; Polyporaceae
Product: 2 beta-glucanase
Exons: 9
Coding region: 12-953 (313 amino acids)
Biological process (GO): glucan catabolic process
Molecular function (GO): hydrolase activity, hydrolyzing O-glycosyl compounds
Source: RefSeq, a predicted model, not a curated record
CCUGCUACAAGAUGUACGCGCUCCUAUCGUUACUUAUUCUGGCUAGCCUUGGAGUCAAUGCUUUCGGCGCAACGUACUCCCAGUCCGACAGCCACACGGGGACUGGAUUCCUCAAGUCGUUCACCCACGAGGCAAUUUCCGACCCUACACACGGUCGAGUGAAUUAUGUGGAUCAGUCGACCGCCCUUGCGAAGAACCUCACCUUUGCGAGUGGGGACACGUUCAUCAUCCGCGCCGACCACACCACGACCCUGAGCUCAAGUGGCCCCGGACGGGACUCGGUCAGACUGCAGAGCAAUAAGCAAUACACGACCCACGUUACCAUUUGGAACAUCCGCCAUAUGCCACAAGGAUGCGGCACCUGGCCCGCUGUGUGGGAGGUCGGCGCUGACUGGCCCAACAAUGGUGAAGUGGACAUCCUCGAGGGCGUCAACGACCAGUCGCCCAAUCAGGCCACGCUGCACACGAGCUCAGGGUGUUCGAUGCCGUCAUCGCGCGAUCAAUCAGGGAAUUCUGUCGGAAACAACUGCGAUACUGCCUCCACCAACAACGCCGGGUGCGGGGUCCAGGUGACCCAAUCGAAUAGCUACGGCCCCUCAUUCAAUUCGAAUGGCGGCGGCUGGUACGCGAUGGAGCGCACCGACACCGAGGUCAAGGUCUGGUUCUGGCCCCGCAACGGCAACGUCCCUUCUGACGUCGCGAACGGCGAAACCACCAUCGACACCGACGGCUGGGGCCAACCCUUCGCGUACUUCCCGGACACAGACUGCGACAUCAACUCCCACUUCGGGCCGCAGAACCUGAUCAUCAAUCUCACGUUCUGCGGCGACUGGGCUGGCGCCGUUUUCGACUCUGACAACUGCCCUGGCGACUGUGCUACCUAUGUCAAUGAGAACCCCGCCGCGUUCACGAACGCGUACUUCGACAUUGCCUGGCUCAAGAUCUACGAGUGAAGCACUCGUUCCAACUGCGCUCCCUCGUUUGCCAUGAAACCCUCGUCACGACC